UCGAAGGAUUCAACAUCCUCUCCUAACGUUAUCUAAGGGUAAUAGUAGUUGUUUUAACAAUACCUAAUACACAUUAUUUAAAAAAAACUGUCUUUACUGUCGACACUCAAAAUAUCUAUAGAAUGUGUUUUUAAAAAUUACCUUUAGAGUGAUUUUUUUUUUUUAAUUAUCUGUUGAGGGCAAUGGCUUCACAAAGACUUGUUUCCCCUGUUUCCAUGGAUCUGCUUCAUUCAAUAUUAACACAUACGGUGUCAAUGCGACACCCUGUUACACGCUGUUAUCUUAGCAUCGGGGCAGAGCUUUGACGCGAUGGUGCUGGCUAUUAUUUAGAAGCGGCCUUUCAUGUUUAUAAUUCACAUGUAAAUAGUCGAAUCAUGUAGCCGCUCCCAAUUUUAUGAUGGAGCGAGAGACACUGAGAAGCGAGGAGGGCGGAUCGGAGAGGAGAGUGCGAUUCCGCGUGGCAUCCGCGAGCAGCGGCCGCGUGCUGAGGGAGGUGUUCAGAGUGCAAGCGUCUGAAGACUCGGCGGAUUCGGACACCGCCAGCAGCUCAGAGCCCGAACGCGCCACCUCGCCUGUCAUCAGUGAGGCCAACAGCCACCUGAGUGGCCUUACAGGAACAGAGCCGGACGACUGCGGGAGCGAGCAAGAUGACUUGCUUAUGUAUGCAAGCACCGCGAAGCAGCAACUCUUCAGCAGCAAACGUGUGAAUAUUUUCAGUAAGAAUGGCAGUGUUCGCGGCGUAAGGGAUAAAGUGAGCGCGGGACAGGUGCUCUUCAACAAUCUGUCCGUGCUGUAUGGGGGUUCUCUGCAUGGAAACAGGCAAAAGAGACCACGAGCUUCCAUCUGCAAAGGAAACUUCAGUAGCUUAAAGUAGUGUGUAGCAGAAUAUAGGGUCACAUGAGGACAAAAGGGUAAGUGGCCUCAAUAUAAGCCAAGCCCAAGGAUUCAUUUGGUCAGUUGGUAUGAACUAGGACCAGUGGAAGCUUAUGUCAGAGCAUAAACACUGAGUUCCUGGUGUUGUUCCAUCUCUAAAAUGUUCAGUUGUUCUUCAGCUGCAUAUUAAACCGUGCAGCCAACAGCUGCAGAAUCAUCAGGGCUCACUGCAGCUGAGUUAUAUUUUUAAAUUACAUACACAUACUGAUUAUUUGUUUAUGGAUUUAAAUUGUAAAUAUGCCCGUUGUAUUAAAAAUGUUUCUUUUGCAUUGCAAUGUUUUGAUUAAAUAACAAGAAUGACUACAAUGUUUGAAAGCAACCCUCUGUUCAGCUUUGCAUAUUAAUGUUUAUUUUGUUCUAAAUCUUGUUGUAUCUUUAGUAACAUGAAAACUGUAUUUUUUUUGUUACAUUUCCAUGUUCUUUAAUAGAAUUUCUGUCUUGUUACUUUUUAUAGACAGGAGACAUACAUGUCUAAAGUAUCUAAAAAACUAUAGACUAUUGUCAAAAUAUAAACUUUAUCAUAUUUAUUUUGUGAGAGCACAAAAACGUUUGUAAUAAAUUCACAAGGAGUGAUGCAAAUGAAUAUUGGUGUCCACAUUCUCCAGCUGUGCAAGUUAAAUAAUGAAUAAUAACAGAAGGUCAUACAGCUCAUUUUCCUCUGCAUUAUUCAGUGUUUAUUUCCAGAGAGUGAGGGAGAGCUAAAGUGAGAGAGAUAUAUAAUAGAAUAAGGAGUUGGUUAUCUCACAUAUAAUCAGGUUAUGUUUAGGAGGUCCCAGGUGACAGUGCCCAAGUCGCACAGAGGUAAGGUGAAGGAAUGAGAGAUUCAAGUACAGUGGAUUCAGAAAGUAUUUAGAGCCUUUUACUUAUUGCACACAUUACUGUGUUGAGGAUUUGAUGUUGAAUGGAUAUAAUUGUCACUUAUAUCCAUAAUGAUGAAGAGAAAACUUUUUUGGGGAGUUUCAAAAAUAAAAUAAGCACCAAAUUGUGGUCAGGUGCAUCCUGUUUACUUUAAUUAUCCUUGAUACGUGUUUCAAGCUGUGUCUCAAAUGGUCUAUUCAUUUAGUCUUUCACUAAUCACCACAGUUUUAUAUAGAACAGUAUAUAAGGUACCCAUAAGGGAAACAGCAGACAGAAUUCGGACACUAGCUUGCACCAGAAACAUAUCAUUGUAACCUUUUGUCGUGUAUACUAUCUGUAACAUCAACAACGUGUACCCUAGCGGUACAAUCACAACACACGGAAGUAAGGCAGUUUUACAGCUUUAUGUUGUGACUAAUAAUACCCAGCUCUAUAGCUACACCCAUAUUCCUAUUUUAUCAAUAAAAACUAGUGUGUAAAGUACUAUAAUGCUUAUUUCUUGAGCACAAGCUUAAUUUAUUCUGGUUUGCAUUAAGAUUAACAUUCUGUGGCUCACCUGAAAUAGAACCUGUCAACAUGUCUGUUAUGCUUACAGUCCUACUAAAUACAGCACUAACACCUGCUUUAGGAAACUGCUGCUCAUUAUGGUACCUUUGCGUAAGUAGUGAACAUCAGUUGUUCACUACAUUCCCAGUGCACUAUGCGGAACAAUGUAAUUAAGUAUAUAGGGGAAUUAUAUUGAGAAUUUGGACAGCACUAUAAAAUGGCUGACACUUUAAAUAGAAAAUAAACAGUAAGUAGGGUGUGAAUUCAGAUACAACUUGAACCGAUGGGACAUCGUAUGGAAUGACAAACUUAAGAAAUCAAGCUGUGAUGUCCAAUGAAAUGUGGAUCUCCACAGUCAAAUUGUAGCAAGGCAUAUGUUAAGGAUAAGGUUUUUAAUUGUUAUUGAGAAUUUUCUCCAUAUUUAUACUCAAUUUUUAUUGUGCCAGUGCAGUUGUACAUACCAUAAAGCAAGUACAAACACAUGGAAGAGGUUCUAACAAAAUGUUACAUAUUUUCUUACUAUACAAUUCUGAUUUAGAAUUAAAAUGUACAUUGGCAGUUUGGGGUCUUUGUGGUUGAACGGUACUCUUCAAGCUUUUAAGUUUAUUUGCUGCAUGUAACAAUCUAAGCUUAGACAAUGAAAUUGAUACUUGCCAAAGGUUCCCCAGUAAGCAAACAAUCAGAACAGGAAAUACAUAAACAUUAGUCUAUCUAUUAUAUAAUCAUACAUGCUCUUUACAAAAAAAAGUACAAAAUGUUACAGUAGCCAAAUCUGAAAGUUAUUACAGGUUAUAAAAAUAUUACAGGCAAAAACAGUCCUGUGGAUAGUAGUGCACAUGGUAGCAGUGAGCUGAGUGCUAGACAUUAAAACCUUGGUAAAAGAAGACACUACUUACUAAUGCCUUUUAGCAAUAGGAAAGAAUGCUCCUGAAACGUGGUAAUAGCACAGCUAAAAUUUAGAAAUACAGGUUACUUAAAUAACAUACUUGAAUCAUAUAUUUAGACAUUUAGGCUUAUUUGAAAACAAUUUUACUUUGCUUUAAUAUGAAUAUGCUUAGCAUCCCAGUAAGGAUGUGUUGCGAGUCUUGUCAUAAGAAUGAUAUGGCUA
This is a messenger RNA of Electrophorus electricus (electric eel), 3445 nucleotides long. It is a transcript of the gene grxcr1b, whose product is annotated as glutaredoxin and cysteine rich domain containing 1 b. Gene Ontology annotation, biological process: sensory perception of sound. NCBI's taxonomy places the organism in Eukaryota, Metazoa, Chordata, Actinopteri, Gymnotiformes, Gymnotidae. The record is from RefSeq and is a predicted model, not a curated record.